Molecule: messenger RNA, 1668 nt
Organism: Asparagus officinalis (garden asparagus)
Lineage: Eukaryota; Viridiplantae; Streptophyta; Magnoliopsida; Asparagales; Asparagaceae
Exons: 4
Coding region: 666-1457 (263 amino acids)
Biological process (GO): mitotic sister chromatid cohesion
Cellular component (GO): cytoplasm; NatA complex
Molecular function (GO): N-acetyltransferase activity
Source: RefSeq, a predicted model, not a curated record
CACCGCCUGUUGCUCCUCCAAGGAAGAGCAUUUGGGAGUGAUGAAUGAAGAUCUGUGUUCAUGUAUUGUUAGUUGAAGGCUUAAGCUCUUAUCCUUCUGUUCGUCUUGAAGGAUUUUUGGAGGCAUGAAAUGCCCUUUUGAUUGGUUUAUAUGGUUGGUUGAUUUUGAUGAGUUUUGAUUCUGAGAAUGAGUGUAAAAGACACUGCCAGACUUGACUGUUGUCAUAUGAGGAUUAUACUAGAAGGAAAUGGUGAAAUAUUCGAUACAGAUUAAUUUUUGCUUGGUUUCUGCAAAUUUUGCUGGUGAUAUUGUUUGUAUUUUUGGGUGGGGUUUCAAGUGAAAUUCUGAGUAUUUGGGUUCGUUGUCUAUCUUCAGGAAACGAAACAUUUUUAGUUGUUCUUCUUGUUUAGCUAGUUUUGUUGGUAGCCAAAACAGAGUAUUUACAAGCCAAUGAACUCAACUCCAGACAUUUAUCAUGUGGCUUUACUACACGCCAAAAGACUGUAUAUUGAAGACUCACACAGAAACACUAGACCGUUUCGAUUUGUGGUGAAGGGAGAGGCCUAUUGGUUCACUUCAGUCUCCCUCUAAACCAUGGAACUUCAUUGUAAAGAUAAGAUGAGAAAAAACCAUGUGUGAGCUCUAUCUCCUCUCUAUCCAUCAACAUGGCUUCUUGUCUGAAAACAACUCCAAUAUUUUACCCUUUGACAAAUUCCACCAAGUCCCAAGUCAGCAGUCAUCAAAAUAGGAGAUGGAAAAUUUCAGUUUUGAAGAGAAACAGAGGGAGAGCAGCUGUUGUGCAGUGCUCUGCUACAGCAUCAGAUGGGGAGUUGCGUAUUUUGCAAGAAGGGCUGGGGCAGAAUGGGUAUUUGACAAGGGGAUUCGGGUGGGGAGUGAGGAGAAUGGAGAGGGUUGAAGAUGAGAUGAGGAGGGUAGCUGACGUCCAGGCUGAGGCUUUUCAUGAGCCUGCUGCUCUCUUUAAUGACUUCUUCUUUGAGUUCUUUAAGGCGGAGGUUCUUUCUGCUCUAAUUUACAGAAUCAGAAAUUCACCACCGGACAGGUAUGCUUGUUUGGUCACAGAAUCAAUUAAUAAUGAAUCAAAUUCCCAAGGCAUUCCAGAGCUUGUGGGAGUUGUCGACGUCACUGUCCAGAGAGAAGAUGACGUUCUUCAACAUCUCCAAGGUGCACGAGAAUACCUCUACGUUUCUGGCAUAGCUGUGCUCAUCAAGUUCAGGAGGCAAAAGAUUGCAACGGUAUUAUUGGAGGCUUGCAAUGUGCUAUCAGAACAAUGGGGGUAUGAAUAUCUGGCUCUACGAGCUCAUGAGGAUGAUUCUGCAGCUCAGAGGCUGUACACAAAGGCAGGAUAUAGAGUUGUAUCAAGAGAUCCUCAUUGGAUUACUUGGGUUGGAAAGAAACGGCGGGUUUUGAUGAUUAAACAUUCCAGGACUUCAAGAUAAAGUUUCGAAAAAUUCCAUCUAGUAUUUGAUAAUAGGAAUUACAUAAUCAAUUUUGAGCAUUUAUUGCGUAAAAGUACAAGGGAAAAAAAUACAUAAUUGCAUGUAUAGAGAUUUGGUUGUAGAUAUUGCUCUCCUGCAAGACAUGCUCCAGAAGUUGCAACCACUUGUACUGUUAAAAAGGAACCAUAAAUACUAUCUUUGCUUACUAGCA